Brachypodium distachyon (stiff brome) is the source of this 722-nucleotide messenger RNA. RefSeq lists its product as uncharacterized. The transcript is spliced from 2 exons. The record is from RefSeq and is a predicted model, not a curated record. The coding region runs from base 91 to 405 and encodes 104 amino acids. Lineage: Eukaryota; Viridiplantae; Streptophyta; Magnoliopsida; Poales; Poaceae.
CUGCGUGCUAAGAAAGCGAUCGGUCGGCAGCACGCCCUGCUAAGCGAGAGGACGAUUUUCAACCUUCCUGGCGGCGGCGAUUGGUUGGCAAUGGCAUCCCUCUCCGACGGCCUAGCGGUCAGCCUCCUCCCACCAGAAAUCAACCUUCCUCUCCGCUUGCCUCGCUCUCCACGGUUUCGCCAAGCCGCUGCCACCGUGCUCGGUCCGUUGGAUCCGCAGGAGCAAAGGGAUGAAGAUGAAGAGCAUCAGCAGACGGUGGCGGUGAAGAAGGUUGUAGAGAAUAAGUUGGUGGAGGUGAAGGAAGAGAUAAUUUUGGAGAAUGAGGAUCGGCAGCCAGCUUUCGUGGAGGUCCAAAAGAAGAAGAAGAAGGCCAACAGGGAAAUGGUCAAGGAGAUGAAGGCAUGAAGCAGCCCAGUAGCAUGGACAAAGUUUGGAAGAAAUCAGGCAUCUGCUUGGAAUCCGUACAGAAGAAGAAACCUGCUUGGAAGAAGCCCUGUCUUUCACUAUUUGUGUACCCAUUUGCUGGAGCUUGCAAAAAUAAGAAGUGACAUUUGUGUUCCGAACACAAAUCUUGCUCAUUCACAUGCAUAGGAUCUAAUGUACCAUUAACCAGUAUCAUCCUAUAGACUUCACACAUAAAGCAAUGUCUUUCAAUGUUUGUGUACAAUGUAUAUCCUUAUAUACAAUUCAAUGUACAUCUCGCACACUAGGCCAUGCAUUCC